GCAAGAGAUUUUGUAUGGAGUUAUUAUCAAAAUAACGACGCAGCUUCUCUCCGUCGGUAAAACAUAGUAGCCUGUUUAACGCCUGAAGUCGGAUAAUUAUUUACAAGCUGAGUGGAAGUAUUGACAGGCGGCCUGUUGUCAACUAACCUUUAUGUUAGCUUGACAGCUAACAGGUAUAUCGAUGUUUGUUUGGCUCCCAUAACGUAGCUAACUUUAGCUUCGACUAAAGCCGCCGACUGUCAAAAGAUCAGGUGGAUGCUGCGGUGACAGGCCUCACAGGAGACAAGAUGAUGUUUCCAGAUGCUGAUGCAGAGGCGGUCGUGUCAGGUGGCAAAGGGAAGGGGAAGAGAACCAAAACCCUAUCAUUCGAUGACUGCGUAUGUCCGGUGUGCUUGGAGAUGUUUUUGGAGCCUGUGACGCUGCCCUGCACACACACGUUCUGCAAGGUCUGUUUCUUGGAGUCUGUGGACAAAAGCACGCUGUGCUGCCCCCUUUGCAGGAAGAGGGUUUCCACGUGGGCCCGACAGAACAACAAGAACAAGACGCUGGUCAACGAGCAGCUGUGGAGGCAAAUUCAGAUCAGUUUCCCCCAGCACUGUCAGCGUCGGCUCUGCGGGCAGGACGCCAUCACCGAGGACGAAGUGGGAGUGUUUUUCCCCAGAGUCAGUCAGCCUGGAGAGCUGAGACAAGAAUAUCAGGAGCAGGUCACCAAACUGACAGAGGAAAAGCGAGAGCUGGACGAGGAGGAACAACGGGCCAGCGAGGAGUACAUCCAGAGACUCCUGGCCGAGGAAGAGCAGCUGCUGAAGGAGGAGAGGAGGAGGCGGGAGGAGGACGAGCGACUGGCCAAAGUGCUCAGCAAAGAACUGAACGCUGCUUCCGUCUCCCAGGACAACCAGCAUCCUGACAUCCCUCCUACCAGGAAGAAAGUAAACAUAGGACAAAUAGAAAAGUACUUGUAUCGUCUUCCGUCUAAAUCCAACAAGGAGAACAUCCUCCUCUCCCAGGACAAGCGUCUCCCUGAGCUGGACUUCUACGGGCCUCCUUCAGCAGACCAAUCAGAAGUUGUGUGCGUCAGUCCACUCUCUGCGUUUUCGCUAGCGGAGGGGGAGGGGCGCGAUAGGAGCCUCGCCAGCGGAGGGGGAGGACUCCCUCAGGUGGACUUCUACGGGCCUCCUUCAGCGGACCAAUCAGAAGUUGCCUUCGUCAGUCCACUGUCUCCGUUUUCCCUGGCUGAGGGGGAGGGGCGCGAUAGGAGCCUCGCCAGCGGAGACGAAGGACCCUCCUCGGUAAAGCGGAAGAGCUCUGAGCUGGAACAGGAGCCGGAGGAGACCUACAUCAAGCGAGGCCGAGGUCACUGGCUCCCCCUUUCCUCUUCUUCCUCCUCCUACUACUCUUCCUCGCCAGAAACCGGAACGACUGUGCUGCGCGGGCUGGUUGAAUUGGAGGCAGAGCUUCAGAGUCGGCGGCGUCAGGAGGAGGAGGACCGGCAGAUGGCACUGCUCCUGCAGCAGGAGCUCAACAAGGAGGAGAGGCAGCGACACACUGACAGGCGCAAAGGAUCUGCCGACGCCUACCCGCUACGACGUAAAAGCCUCGCCCACAGGGCCGCAAGGACUAAAAAGACCUCCCCCCCAGCCACCGCCAGCUCUUUUGCUGAGUCUUCUCUGGAUUCAUCCAGCCCCUCCUCCUCCUCCUCUUCUUCCUCCUCCAGCAGAGGGAGCAAGCAGACCACCCUAACGGACUUGUACCCCAACUUGGGCAUCUGAACCCCCCAAACUCUGACUCACUGUUCCGAGACUUCCUGCCUUCAGUCUUGUUCCAGAAGUAAAAAACAUUUCCACACACCUUAAAACAAAACACUCACGCCCAGUCAGCUCCAGGAGACCAGGACUUAGUCAGGACUGUUUCUCUGCACAGGUGGUUCCUUUUCUAACGUUUAAAUUGGUAAAACAAGCUUAAAAGGCAUUGCUAUAUUUUUUCAUUUUAACAAAAAUAGAAAGUUGCCCUCUGUUUGCUGUUUUCAGAUAAUUGCUGCUCAGUUAUUUCAGAUGUUUUACAUUUCAUAGACAAAAUGAGUCAAUGCAUUGAAACAGACACUGCAGGACAUUUGUCUCUGAGAGCAUUGUACUGAUCGUUUUAUCGGAAUACUCUGCACAUCAAACGCCUUAUUUUUGCCUUCAUUGUAGUGGAUGACUGUAAAGAUCCAAUCUGGACAGUUUGAACAUGGAUUACAUGAGCUAGUUUAGUUCAUGCUGCUGACAAGGUUCCUCUGUUCAGGCCAUCAAGCUGGAGCAGUUGUGUGUGGAGUGUGAUAUCGCUUCCUGUUUGGCUGCAGAUUCUUUGUCUUUUAUAAGAAAUAAAAAGCUGAACUGUG
Nerophis ophidion (straightnose pipefish) is the source of this 2377-nucleotide messenger RNA. RefSeq names its product E3 ubiquitin-protein ligase rnf168-like. The coding region runs from base 288 to 1769 and encodes 493 amino acids. NCBI's taxonomy places the organism in Eukaryota, Metazoa, Chordata, Actinopteri, Syngnathiformes, Syngnathidae. The record is from RefSeq and is a predicted model, not a curated record. The transcript has 8 exons. Gene Ontology annotation, cellular component: nucleus; site of double-strand break. Gene Ontology annotation, molecular function: ubiquitin-protein transferase activity; nucleosome binding. Gene Ontology annotation, biological process: double-strand break repair; protein ubiquitination.